This is a messenger RNA of Aureococcus anophagefferens, 612 nucleotides long. RefSeq lists its product as hypothetical. The transcript has a single exon. Gene Ontology annotation, biological process: protein refolding. Gene Ontology annotation, molecular function: peptidyl-prolyl cis-trans isomerase activity. The coding region runs from base 1 to 612 and encodes 203 amino acids. The record is from RefSeq and is a predicted model, not a curated record. Lineage: Eukaryota; Pelagophyceae; Pelagomonadales; Pelagomonadaceae.
AUGAAGCUCAUCAACCUUGUCGCAACGCUGCUCGCAUCGGCAACGGGUUUCGCGCCGACGCCGCGGCGCGUCGCGCGACUGCCGCAGCUGCGCGCCACGACGGCGUCCGGCAUCGAGUACGAGGACGUGACCGUCGGUGAGGGCCGGACGCCCAACACCGGCGACUUCGUGUCCGUCGUCUACGAGACGCGCGUCGGCGGCCGCUGCAUCGAUCCGAAGAUCGACAAGGCCGACCUCCAGUACACGGCCGACGGCGAGCUCGUGACGUCCUUCAAGAACCGCGGCAAGCCCUGGGCCGAGUUCCAGGUCGGGAAGGGCCUCGUCAUCGCGGGCUGGGACGAGAUGGUGCAGACCAUGCGGCCCGGCGGCACGCGGACCGUCAAGCUGCCCGCGGAUCUGGCCUACGGCGACGCGGGGUCGCCCGACGGCGUCAUCAAGCCCGGCACGGACGUCGAGUUCACCAUCGAGCUCGUCGGCAUCGCGUCGAACGCGGACAUCAUCGGCGGCACGGCCAAGGCCUUCGGCCUCGCCGGCGCCGCCAUCGCCGCCAACGGGCUCUCCAUCGCCCUCACGGGCCACGAGCUCCGCGAGUACCUCGCGGGCACGGUCUAG